Molecule: messenger RNA, 2701 nt
Organism: Archocentrus centrarchus (flier cichlid)
Lineage: Eukaryota; Metazoa; Chordata; Actinopteri; Cichliformes; Cichlidae
Product: 1-phosphatidylinositol 4,5-bisphosphate phosphodiesterase delta-1-like
Exons: 15
Coding region: 417-2645 (742 amino acids)
Biological process (GO): lipid metabolic process; intracellular signal transduction
Cellular component (GO): plasma membrane
Molecular function (GO): phosphatidylinositol-4,5-bisphosphate phospholipase C activity
Source: RefSeq, a predicted model, not a curated record
UUUUCCCCCCAUUUUUCGCUGCAGGUGCGCGGAAGACAUUCAGCUAAUACCCAGGUAUACACACUGGCUGCAAGGUCACGGCAGCCAGUCCAAUCAACGCAGGAUAGCACCAGCUCCUGUACAAGUGUAAUCUGUUGUGACAUCAGCAACCCAGUUUCAAUGGCAGGCUCGUCAAACCGGUGUUGAAGCCUGCGGGAGUCACUGAGACCGUUCAGACUGCCAGGAGGAGCCCACCUGUGUCGCUGCAUUCACUCGCGUUGUUCCCAGACUUAAUUUGUAGCAGCGCCCAAAUCUGAGUUUUCUGCCCGGUGCGUACAGAAGAAAGAAGGAGCAACUUUACAUGAAAAGCUGCAUCAAGGGACACGCGUGGGGAGAGGAAGAGUGGACUGCGUAAAAAGACACAAACUCGAGAGAAGAUGGAAACGAAUGGGAUCGAAAAUAAAUCUCAAGGUUUGGAGGGUGAUCAGGACCUCCAGUUCCUCCUGAAGGGUGGAGACCUCCUGAAGGUCCGUUCCCCAACCUGGAAGAAGACUCGGUACUUCAGGCUCCAGGAGGACUGCAAGACCAUGUGGCGACAAUCCAAGAGAACCUUCAAGAAAAAACAGACCUUUUCACUUGACGACAUCUCGGCAGUGCAACUGGGUCGUCAGUCGGAGGGCUUGAAGAAGAACACGGAGGAGCAGGUGGAGGACCGCUGCUUCUCCAUGAUUUUCAAGAGCCGCCGCAAGAACCUGGACCUCAUCGCCAGCUCAGACGAGGAGGCAAAGCAGUGGGUUAAAAGCCUGCAGAAGGUGAUCUCCAACCUAAACAACCUCAGUCUGCAGCAGAAGAGAGAGCACUGGAUCUUCAGCUGCUUGAGUAAAGCAGACAAGAACAAAGACGAUGAGCUGAACCCGUUAGAGGUCAAGGAUUUCCUGAGUCUGAUCAACAUCAAAGUGGAUGAUGAAUAUGUGAAAAUGCUUUUCAAGAAAUGUGACAAAUCACAAUCUGGAUGCCUGGCCGGAGGGGAGAUUAAACACUUUUAUGAACUGUUGACCCAUCGGGAGGAAAUUGAAGUUAUCUACGGGGAGUACGCUAAAACCACCGGCUUUAUGAGCCCUCAGAACCUGGUGGACUUUCUGAUGAAAGAACAGAGGGAGAAAGCAACGCUGGCCGAUGCGCACAAAAUCAUUGAGGACUUUGAGCCAGAUGAAAAUGUCAAGGGGAAGAAGCUGCUGUCCAAAGAUGGCUUCCUCAUGUUCCUGCAUAAUCCAGAUGCCAUGAUUCUCAAUCCAGAUCACAAGGAGGUGUACCAGGAUAUGAGCCAGCCCCUCAACUACUACUUCAUCUCCUCCUCUCACAACACCUACCUCAUGGAGGAUCAGCUCAAAGGGCCCAGCAGCACAGAGGCUUUUGUUAGGGCUCUGCUGAAAGGCUGCCGCUGUGUGGAGCUGGACUGCUGGGACGGAUCAGAUAAUGAGCCAGUGAUCUACCACGGCUACACUCUCACCUCAAAGAUCCUCUUCAAAGAUGCGAUCAAAGAAAUCAACGAGUAUGCCUUUAAGACGUCCGAAUAUCCAGUGAUUCUCUCCUUGGAGAACCACUGCAGCGUGGAACAGCAGAAAGUUAUGGCCCACCACAUGAAGUCCAUCCUCGGCAGUGCACUCAUCACCUCUCCUCUGGGUGACGGCAUGCCCACAAAUUUCCCAUCGCCUGAAGAGCUAAAGGGGAAGUUUCUGAUCAAGGAGAAGCGUUUAAACAAACUGGAGGCCGCUUUCGCUCCUGAGGCAGCUGCACAUGACACCGAUGUGACGGAGGAGGAGGAGUCAAGUGAGGUGGAGCAAACGCCAAAACAAGCGAAGGAGCUGUCCGACAUGGUCAUCUACUGUAAGAGCGUCCACUUCAACGGCUUCGAGGACGCCAGAAAAAACCUGAGCUUUUAUGAAAUGUCAUCCUUCGGCGAGGGGAAGGCCUUGAAGCUGGCAGAGGAGUCGGCAAACGCCUACGUGCGCCAUAAUACAGAAAAACUUAGUCGCAUCUAUCCAGCAGGCUCCAGGACUGACUCCUCAAACUACAACCCAGUACCUCUGUGGAAUGCUGGCUGCCAAAUCGUGGCCUUAAACUUCCAGACUAACAGUACAUACAUGGAUGUGAACCAGGGCAGAUUCUUGGUUAACGGCAAGAGCGGCUACAUCCUGAAACCAGCCUUCAUGAGGGACGCAGCCACAGAGUUUGACCCCGUCACCCUGACCCGAGGAGAAUGGCUGAAGCACAAGACGCUGCAUGUCAUGAUCAUAUCAGCCCAGCAGCUCCCCAAAGUGAACAAUAAAAAUUCCUCCAUAGUAGACCCGCUGGUUAAAGUAGAAGUCUACGGAGUGCAGGCUGAUGUUGCUGCGUCAGAGACCGGAGCUGUUGAUAACAACGGCUUAAACCCUUCCUGGAAUGAGAACUUCCAGUUUGACGUGUAUGUCCCAGAGCUAGCACUGGUUCGCUUCGUCGUCGAAGACUACGACGUCAGCUCUGAUAACGAGUUUGUGGGACAGUACACGCUUCCCUUCAACAGCCUGAAAAUGGGAUACAGACAUGUGCCUCUGCUCAACAGGAACGGAGACCUCCUCCCCUCAGCCGGACUCUUUGUGCACAUCAUGGUCCUGGAUGCCGAAUAAGAAGAUGACUCCAACACUAGGACCUCCUUUACACAGCCAUGUUUUAUUUCCCCCCC